CACUUAAAAAUUAGAAAAAUCCCAAAAGGCAAAAUUUGAAGCCACUAAAUCUUGUCGCUGAGCUGACUUGCUUAGCUAGAAAACCGAGAGCAAAGAGAUUCAUUUCAUUCCAAACAUUAAAUUCAAUCUCAAUUUGAAAAACACAAAGCCCUAGAUUCAUUCAAUCAAUCUAAUCUUCCUCCCUUUUCUUAAAGUUUCAAUCUUUUAAUUCAAAAAAAAAAAAAAAACAAUCAAGAAUGAGCAGCAGCAGGAAAGAAGAAGAAAGAAAUGAAAAAAUUAUUAGGGGUUUGAUGAAACUUCCACCAAAUAGAAGAUGCAUCAAUUGCAACAGCUUGGGACCUCAAUAUGUGUGCACAAAUUUCUGGACGUUCGUUUGCAUGACAUGUAGUGGGAUACACCGUGAGUUUACUCAUCGUGUUAAAUCUGUGUCCAUGUCUAAGUUUACUUCACAAGAAGUUGAAGCCCUUCAAGAAGGUGGUAACCAGCGUGCAAGGGAAACAUUUCUUAAAGACUGGGACCCACGAGAACAGAGACUUCCAGAUAACAGCAAUGUGGACAAAGUUCGAGGCUUUAUAAAGAGUGUUUACGUCGAUAAGAAAUUUUUCUCUUCAAAGACAUCCGGAAAGCCUCCAAGAGAUGCCCUGAACAAUAUAAAUCAUGAGGAUGAAACAAGACGAGCUAGUUCAUAUCACUCUUACUCUCAGAGUCCACCAUAUGAUUAUCAAUACGAAGAACGUCGCUAUGGCAAACAGGCUCCCGCACUUACUAAAAAGCCUGGAUCGGACAGAGGAAUGAUACGAUUUAUGAGCACAAGCAGGCUUAGUGAUCAUGUGCAGGAAGACAGGUUUGCAAACGAGGUAACUAAUGCCCGACCUUCAGAUUUUUCAGCGACCAGCGGAGGUGAUUUAUUUAGAUCUGGUACGCAAUCACCUCCCUCUUUGUCACACUCGUCAGGAUCUGGAAAGUUUGAUUGUUUGGACCUUUUUAGUGCUCCCAAUCCAUCUCAGUCAAUCCCAUCUGCACCUGCUGAAUCUGAAAAGUUUGGUGGUUUGGACCUGUUUAAUGCACCAAAUGCACCUCAAUCCACCGCACCAGUCUCUUCUACUGAACCUGGAAAGUUUGAUGGUUUGGAUCUUUUUAGUGCACCAUCUGCACCUCAGUCGACUGCAUCGGCUUCUUCAGCCAUUGACCUUUUUAACACAUCAGCUACAUCUUCAGCUACUGUAGUACCAUUUUCGAGUGUGAACCAGCAGUUCAAAGCUUUUGAACCUUCUUUGGAUUUAUUUACCAUCAUGCCCCAGCAACAACAGUCAGCUGGAACCUCAAAAGAUAAUUCAGCGGAUACCAUUAGUCAAAAAGAUGAUGGGUGGGCUACAUUUGACAUGCCUUGGCAUGCAGAACCUAGUCAGGUCAUUAAAAGUUCGAACACCGUGUCAGAAACCUCCACCAGUGACGAGACUCUUGGGAAAUCUGACCAAAGUAAAUCUCUAGACAAAAGCUCUAACUGGUCGUUUCAGCACGAUUUUAGUGCUAGUGGGCCUUCAUCGUCAGUGCAUAACUCAUGGCAUGGAGGUGUGCAUGAUAUUGGGGAUCUGGUGAAUACAAUGAAUAAUCAGUCAUGGAGUUCAUUUGAAGGAUCUAACACACCUUUUGAGAGUAUUUAUACAAAGAGUAGCCAACAAGUUCCAGUACAAGAUCCUUUAGUUGCAGACCCAUAUUAUGCAUGGGGAGUAUCGGAGAAUUUCACGAUGAAACAAGCUGAUUUUGAUGCUAGACCUGCUUCUUUCUCAACACCACCUGCUCCUGGAUUAUUAGACUCUUCAAAUGAAUUCCCUGUGCUGGAUGGAGCACAAUCACAUGGACUCGAUACAAAAUCUCGCAAUCCAUUCGAUUUUGCUGGUGAUGUUGAUCUAGAACCUAGCAGCAUGUUCUUGGACAUGAGCUCUUUGCAAUCUGCUCUACCAAAUCAUAAUAUGUCGACGUCACCGUGGUUUGCAGAAAAUGCAGCAAUACCAUAUACUUCUGAUACCUUGGUAUAUAUGUCAGCACAAGCACCAACCAUGCAGAUUCCGAACAUUCCAGCGCAGGGUCCUGUGGCUUCAAUAGGUGGAAACCCGUUUGGAUAGGGUCAACUAUACUUUUUGCGGGUCAAUUGUUGCUCUGUAUUUGUUGUAAAAAUAAGCUCUGUUUGCACUCAAUCUUAUUGAGUAUCUUAGAAGACCAUGUGGUUUGAAGUUUUAGAUAUUUUAGUGGGCAGCACCUGGAGGAAUAAACAUUGAUAUAUAUGUGCUGAUAGUUCCUUAAAAUUGUUUAGUUUAUUGGUUUCUGGCAAAUUGAUGCACUCAGUGUAAUUGGAUUUUGCUGUUUGCUUGGUGUAAUCUCGAACCUGCAUAGUUUAUGCAUGACUAGUUAUCCACAAAAGGUCGAUAACAAAAAAAUUUCACCGAGGCUUGUUUUCGACGAGUCAUAAA
Messenger RNA from Erigeron canadensis, 2471 nucleotides. RefSeq names its product probable ADP-ribosylation factor GTPase-activating protein AGD14. Gene Ontology annotation, molecular function: GTPase activator activity. Bases 237 to 2126 code for a protein of 629 amino acids. The transcript has 12 exons. The record is from RefSeq and is a predicted model, not a curated record. Lineage: Eukaryota; Viridiplantae; Streptophyta; Magnoliopsida; Asterales; Asteraceae.